GCUCGGGAUGGAGCCCGUGGAGGCCUGGACCCCCGGGAAGGUGGCUGCUUGGCUGAGAGGUCUUGAUGAUGCCCUACAGGACUAUCCCUUCGAGGACUGGGGUUUGCCCGGGAAGUACCUGCUGCAGCUCUGUCCCCAAAGCCUCGAGGCUCUGACUGUGUGGCCUUUGGGCCACCAGGAGCUCAUUCUAGAUGGGGUGGAGCAGCUCCGGGCCCUGGGCUCUAAACUACAGACAGAGAACCUGCAGAGCCUGGCUCAGGGGCUGCUGGAAAGGACACAGGCCUUCCAAAGCUUGGUCCAAGGCCGUCUGGGAGAUUGUGCUGAGACACCUGCUGAUGUCCUCAGUGCUGCUGUGGCGCUGGUGCGGGAGGCCCAUGCCCUCCUCUCUUGGCUUAACAGGCGCCUCUUCUCUCAGGUAAAUGACUUCUCUGCCUGCCAGGAGAUUGGCGUGCUGUGUGGGGAGCUGGGCCAAGUCCUGCAGGAGGACUGCCCAGAGGCUGAGAAGGAAGGCGACAUCCUGAGGAUCUGCGGCCACGUGGCAGGGAUCUGUCACAACAUCCUGAGCUUCAGCCCGGCGGAGCUGCUGGAGCAGAGGGCCGUGUUGGAGACGGUGCAGUUGGACGACCCUGCCGGUCUAGAGAUUCACACCACCAGCAACUGCCAGCACUUUGUGUCCCAAGUAGGGGUUCAGGCUGCCACCAGCUCCCAGAUCCUGCCAGGAGACGAGAUCGUUCAGAUCAAUGAGCAGGUGGUGGUGGGCUGGCCCCAUAAGAACAUGCUGAGGGAGCUGCUGAGGGAACCAGCAAGAGUCAGCCUUGUGCUGAAGACGAUUCCCGUGCCAGAGACCCCCUCACAGACGCCCCUGGACUCCCCUCACCUGCUAAGCCAGCCGCUGCCCCUGAACCCACCGUCUCCCAGAGUUCCAUCUGAAGGCCUUUUUGCCUUCAGCCUGUCUGCUGAUGGAAAUCCUGGACCCAGUCCCACCUGGACAGACUCUACCUCCCUUGACGCUCAGUCCCCGCCCACUCUCCCAGGCACACUUCCAGAAGAAAUGGCAGAACCUCUGAAGUCUUCGGGACCCCUUGACAAGAGCCCUAUCCUUGGUUGGAAGAAAUCUAAAGGUAUAGCCACAAGGCUGAGCCGCCGACGGGUGUCCUGCCGAGAGCUGGGUCUGCCAGACUGUGAUGGAUGGCUUCUACUGCGAAAGGCACCCGGUGGCUUAAUGGGCCCACGCUGGCGCCGCUGCUGGUUUGUGCUCAAGGGACACACCCUCUACUGGUACCGCCAACCCCAGGAUGAAAAGGCCGAAGGGCUUAUCAAUAUCUCCAACUACAGCCUGGAGAGUGGGCAUGACCAGAAGAAAAAAUAUGUGUUCCAGCUGACCCAUAAUGUGUACAAGCCCUUCAUCUUCGCUGCUGAGACCCUGUCUGAUCUGAGCAUGUGGGUGCGGCACCUCAUUACCUGCAUUUCCAAGUACCAGGCUCCAGGCCGGGCCCCCUCGGCCAGAAAGGAAGAUUGCUACAGUGAGACAGAAGCAGAAGACCCGGAUGAGGACGCUGGGUCCCGCUCAGCUUCUCCUGGCCCUGCUCAAGCUUGGAGUGACACAUCACCCGUGGCUUCACCCCUGCAGAGUCCGAGGGCCUCCUGUGGCUCUUCACCAGGUGCUGCUCCGGGAGCAGGGAACUGGGCUUCAGGGCUGUCGUGUGGUACUCAUCCUGCAUCCUGAUUCCACAGACAGCAGUGACAGAGCCCUGGAAGGAAUGGUACAGGGGCUGAGGCAGGGAGGGGUG
Apodemus sylvaticus (European woodmouse) is the source of this 1790-nucleotide messenger RNA. RefSeq names its product connector enhancer of kinase suppressor of Ras 1 (gene Cnksr1). Gene Ontology annotation, molecular function: protein binding. The transcript is spliced from 19 exons. Bases 8 to 1726 code for a protein of 572 amino acids. The record is from RefSeq and is a predicted model, not a curated record. Lineage: Eukaryota; Metazoa; Chordata; Mammalia; Rodentia; Muridae.